UAUUUCGCCUGUUGAUGUCACCCUUAGCCUACUCCUCCAGCAUUCGGAGUCCCCCAGCACACACACACACGCAGAUGGAUAACUUCGCCGUUCCUCCUGGGUUUCCUUUAUGAUCCCGGGAUCUCCCACUUUCCUCAUCAGACUUCAUCUAGCAACACAUGCGAACAGACCGCUCCUCUGCUCUCCUUUCUACCAGCGACACAGCAGCCUGCUACCACCCCGCACCACGACACCUCAACCAGGACUCUUCACCUUCAUCCUUCGCAGACUGGCUACGCACGACGAAGUAAUCGAGUGAUUUUCCUUCCAAACGGAUUUCCACCGAAAAGCUCGACAAGUGCAAGUACCAAGACAAGGAUUUCUGGGCUAUAUCGACUAAAGCCGCCGACUUCAAAACGUUUUUUUUUUUCACCGCUGUUGAUCCGUCUGUCUCAGCCGUGCCAUAAUGUCCGAGGUGCUGCCUUAUAGCGAGGGGAAAAUGAGCGGCUAUGGGGACACCGAGGCCAGUCAGAUAUCCUUUAGCUGCGGGCUACAGGACACCAAUUCGUUCUUCGGGGCGUCGCAAGCGAAAAGACCCCCAAAGCUGGGACAGAUCGGCAGAGCCAAGAGAGUGGUCAUCGAAGAUGACCGAAUAGACGACGUCCUAAAGGGGAUGGCAGACAAGUCGUCACCUGGUGUUUAAAGGUGAACGACGCCUUGCAAACUUUUUAUUUUGAUCAGCGAUUUAAAGCACCUGUCGGUUGUGCAUGUUCGAGGAUUGUAGGAGAAACGAUGGCACGAAGCGAAGACAAGGGGAAGGAAAGGAAAGGAAAGAAGUAUGUGAAGAUUGGACGAGAAAGCAGAGGAAGACACCAGAAAAGACAGAUUUAUCAUGGGGUUGCUGGCAAUUCUCCAAACGAAAAGCCAUUUUAACUUGUGCUGCGCGGCGUGAUGUUGAGAUGGCGGACCCUGGCUCUGAUGGAUGAACUUGCCAUUACUUCACAACCAUCUUCCAAAAGCGCCGUAAAGCAACACAAAACUACAAGUGGUGGCUGAAUCUCAUUUCAAGCUCUAUUUCUGUAGUUGUAUACAAUAGCCUUCCUAAGCUCAAAGACCAUAGUCCCCUUACACGCUUGGCAUUGUUGAUAACAAAUCGGCGACAUCGCAUUCAAGGGAGCUGUCCUUUUCAGCACUGGUCGAACGUAGAGAAUGCAUUCCGAUUGCUGCUAAAGCUUUUAAAUACUGACCAAACAAACACUGUCCAGUAACUAGUAUAGACCCAUUGUAUGUACAAAAGAAAAUAUAUAUAAAUACACACACACACACACACACAACCAAGGAUGGUGCAAUGUUAAUAUUUCCUUUCCUAGGCCUGUAUUCAUCUAGGCUCCAUCUGUAAAGAAUAAGCUAGUAAUGCAUAGUCCCCAGGUUCAAAUGAAUUAAAAUGAUACAUGGUGUUUCAUUACCCCCCCCCCACGGUUAACGAUGCAGGUCGGCGCCUUCAUGAAACCUACCGACACCAAUACAUAGCUGUUUCACUUUUUACAGACUCCAAAUAUCGAAGGAGGCGAGAUCGGCAAAUUAUGUUUGGAAAAAUAGUCAUGAAAUUGAUGGGGAAAUGUUUUAUUUAUUUAUAUUUCGCAAUUAUUUGUGUUUUUUUGUCUUCGAUAAUUAAAAAGUCAUUCUAUUUUCUCCAUCUAUUUGCAUGAACUUUCGCUCUGGUGCCAACACAGGUGCCACCACUCUUACCCUGGCACGCUUCUUUUGAACUAAAUUCAUAUUUGUAUUUUUAUAUCUAAACAAUUGUAUUGAGAAAUGUGCUAGUCUACCAUCUUACAAUUCAUCAACACAAUUGUGUGUACUUUGGAAAGGAUAUGCAGAUUGAGACCAUAUAGGCCUAACGGAGAAUCGAAGAGAUUUGGGUUUUGACUUUUCUCAUUCAAUAUCAUUUUUUAAAGACUAACUGAAUGUGUUUGGGGUUUUGCACACAUCAAUGUUAACCUAUUAUUGAGAAAUUGUAUCCUGUGACUUGAGCUUCGUUGAUGAAUUUGUUAGAAAAUAGCCUUUUUUUUUGUAUAUUGCACUGUUUACGAGGAUCCUCAAAUAACACGUUGGAUUUUGACAGAUUUUGGACAUCAAAGUUGUUUUUUUAUUUAGUUUAUCUUGCACCAUUCUUCUAAGGAAACUCAAUAUGGUUUGUUGUGCAUGAAACCUUAAUAUUUCCAUUAAUGAAACAUUGUUUUACGAAGCAAAAAAAGCAACAGUGUCAUGACAUUCUAAGAAUGAGUCAUUGAAUAUUAUGAUGCCAUUUUCACUGUAUUUGGUGAACAAAUAAAUGGUGAAAG
Molecule: messenger RNA, 2324 nt
Organism: Oncorhynchus nerka (sockeye salmon)
Lineage: Eukaryota; Metazoa; Chordata; Actinopteri; Salmoniformes; Salmonidae
Product: calcium/calmodulin-dependent protein kinase II inhibitor 2-like
Exons: 2
Coding region: 446-682 (78 amino acids)
Biological process (GO): negative regulation of protein kinase activity
Molecular function (GO): protein kinase binding; calcium-dependent protein kinase inhibitor activity
Source: RefSeq, a predicted model, not a curated record